AUGCCGAUUAACCCUAGAAUGCAAAACCCUCGAAAGAGGCAAGGCUUCGUUAGUGAGUUGAAAGCUUAUCGAGGAUGGGGUUAUCCCGAUGUUUUGCAACUUAGGGGUUCUGUGCUCUGGUCUGUUAUCCCAGUCGUGACCUUUUCGACGCUGUUUACCACUGGAAUAUGUACUUUAUACCUCGUAUAUGGCUAUAAUGUUAGUUUACCGGGCAGUUUAAUUGGUUCCGUUGCUGUGGUGGUUGGUCUGCUCUUGGCUUUCCGUACCAACAAUGCUUAUGAUCGUUAUUAUGAAGGUCGAAAACUGUUCUCCAGUAUGUGUACGCAAAUCCGUAAUUGUGCUCGUGCAGUAUGGAUCGGCGUUGAGGAAACCUCCAAAGAGGAUCAUGCUGAAAAAAUACAAAUCAUCAAACUUCUACUUGCCUAUGCCGUAGCUGUCAAACAUCAUUUGCGUCUCGAAUUUGGUACGCACUGGGAAGAUCUCGAAGACAUUCUCCCCCCUGGCUUCCAAUUCACUCGAUUCGAGGGCAAUGCUGAUCAAACGGAAACUGGUGGUGAUAAUCCGGAAAAUUCUAAUAAUCAACCAACUAUUCCUAAACGGAGUCCCACAUACGUUCGAGCUCCUCUAAGGAAUGUUGCAGGUCGAUUACCACCUACGUAUGGAUAUCAUAGCGACCAUGGCAGUCAAGUGAAUUUAAUUGUUGAAGACUGGGGUGACGAUGUCCAGCCCAGCAUGAGCUUGCCAUUGGAAAUCGUUUACAAUUUGGGAUUGGCCUUUGAUGUUAAGUUCCGUGAGAAUAAGUUGGAUGGUUCUAGAUUCGGAUUUAUUUCGGGAACCAUGAAUGUUUUGAUCGAAAUUCUUGGUAAUUUGGAGCGUAUUGGAAAUACACCUAUUCCUCAUGCUUAUAACAUUCAUUUGAAACAAGCUGUGACCCUGUACGUUUGGACUCUUCCUUUCACAUUGGUCCCUGAACUCGGAUGGCUCACUAUACCAGCCAUCUUUUUGAUUUCCUUUGUGCUGUUUGGUGUGGAAGCCAUCGGUGCCGAAAUUGAGAAUCCGUUCGGCUAUGAUAAGAACGAUCUUCCCUUGGAUGAGUAUUCUGCAGAUGGCGUGUCCAGUGGAAUCAAGGAAGUCGAGGGAGGUUGUUCGAGUGAGGGAGGACUUCGA
Molecule: messenger RNA, 1167 nt
Organism: Paraglomus brasilianum
Lineage: Eukaryota; Fungi; Glomeromycota; Glomeromycetes; Paraglomerales; Paraglomeraceae
Source: the annotation of a GenBank genome assembly